AUGGUCACGAUCGUGCUGGGGUCCCAAUGGGGGGACGAAGAAAAGAAGAAGAAGGAGAAGAAGAAGAAGAAGCUGACAGUCGGCGGAUCUACAGGCAAAGGCAAGAUCACGGAUCUGCUCUCGCAAACGGCGGAGCUCUGCUGUCGCUCUGCUGGCGGCCAUAACGCCGGACACACAAUCGUGCACGACGAUAUCACCUACGACUUCCAUAUCCUGCCCUCCGGCCUCAUCUCGCCGACGUGCGUCAACCUGAUCGGCGCCGGGACGGUCGUCCACCUGCCCAGCUUCUUCAAGGAGCUCGCCUCGCUCGACGGCAAGGGGCUGAAGAACGUCCGGGAGCGGGUGUUUAUCAGCGACCGGGCCCAGGUCUGCUUCGAUCUCCAUGCUGUGGUUGACGGGCUGGAAGAAGCCGGGCUCGGUACUCGAAAGGUAGGGACCACAGGCAAGGGAAUUGGGCCAUGCUACAGCGACAAGGCCGCCCGGCGGGGUGUCAGGGUCGGCGACAUCCUGGACGAGGGCGUGCUGGAAUCCAAGCUGAGGAGCCUCGAGGCCGGCUACCGGAGACGGUUUGGAGAGCUGGACUAUAACGUCGAAGAGGAGAUUGCCAAAUUCAAGGAGUACCGGAGUCUUCUGAAACCGCAUGUGGUCGACCAAUUGACACUGCUCAAGAAGUUCGAGGACAAGUCUGCCUCCAUACUCGUCGAGGGCGCCAACGCUCUCAUGCUCGACAUCGACUACGGCACCUACCCCUUCGUGACGUCUUCCUGCACCGGCCUCGGCGGAGCAAUCCAGGGAAUAUGUCUAAACCCGACCUCCAUCAAGUCUAUCGUCGGUGUCGUCAAAGCCUACUGCACCCGCGUGGGCUCCGGACCCUUCCCCACCGAACAGCUCAACGAGAUCGGUGAGAAGCUACAGGUGGCCGGCCGCGAGUUCGGUGUCACUACCGGCCGUAAGAGACGUUGUGGCUGGCUGGACAUGGUCCUGCUGCGCUACAGCGCCAGAAUCAACCACUAUACCGCCCUCAACCUGACCAAGCUGGACAUCCUCGACGACUUUGACGAGAUCAAGGUUGCCGUCGCCUACAAGAUUGAUGGCAAGGAGCUCGAGUCCUUCCCUGCCAGCUCGGAUGCCCUGGAGAAGGUCGAGGUUAUCUACGAGACCCUGCCCGGAUGGAAGUCAAAGACCAUGGGCGUCUCCAGAUGGGAGGAUCUCCCCGCAAAUGCACAGAAAUACGUCGAAUACAUCGAGCGUUCCCUCGGCGGCGUCCCUAUCAAAUGGAUCGGGACUGGCCCGGCCAGAGCGCACAUGAUUGACCGUAACUAG
Molecule: messenger RNA, 1323 nt
Organism: Trichophyton benhamiae CBS 112371
Lineage: Eukaryota; Fungi; Ascomycota; Eurotiomycetes; Onygenales; Arthrodermataceae
Exons: 4
Coding region: 1-1323 (440 amino acids)
Biological process (GO): IMP metabolic process; 'de novo' AMP biosynthetic process
Cellular component (GO): cytoplasm
Molecular function (GO): adenylosuccinate synthase activity; nucleotide binding
Source: RefSeq, a predicted model, not a curated record